Messenger RNA from Cladocopium goreaui, 1344 nucleotides. The record is from the annotation of a GenBank genome assembly. Lineage: Eukaryota; Dinophyceae; Suessiales; Symbiodiniaceae.
AUGGCGACUGGUUGGGACUAUGGCUGGCAGCCUAGGGAACCCGCAGAGAGUAGCUCUUCGGAGCUUCAGAAAAAACUGGAUCAGGCGCGCCAUGAUCUCAGCUCCUGUCGCGCGGAGUGUGACUGCGGCGAUUGUCGCGUGCCGCAGCUGUCGGAACACAGGCAGUGGAAGUGGAUCCAGGACGUCGCAACCCUGGUGGCGCGGCACAAAAAUGUGCUGUUGACGGCGGCCGCGGUGACUGCGGUGGCCAUUGCGUUGGCGGCGAUGCUGAGGCUCCUUUCCAGGAAGACACGCAGAGGAGGUCUCCAGCAUUUGCGCCUGCCUUUGACGGAGGCUGGCGGAAAUCGGCGUUGGUGGCGCCUCCCGGGCGUGCCGGGCUGGUGCCGGCUACCAAGGCUCCAACUGCGAUGGAGGCUGCCACGCUGCCCGCAGCUGACGGCUCUGAUGGUCGCCCUUUGGUCGCUGCCAGCGCAGCUGUGGGGCAAGCUGAAGGGCCUUGGGAGGCUCUGUUUUUGCUGUGCUGAGUUGGAUGCCAGUGGGCGUGUCCCAUGGCGCCAACGGGCUCAGAAUACACGGCAGUCGCUGCAACAGGCGCAAGAGCAGCUGGACGUGGCGCUGGGCGAAGCCCAGAUCCGCCUGACGGAUGCGCUGAAACGUGCGGAGCGGGCGGAGGCAGAGAGCAAGCAGCUCCGAAAGUUCCUGCAGGAGAGCAAUGUCCGUGUCGAGGUGGCGGAGUCAGAGGCCAAGAAAUGCCGAGACGAGACGGAGGAAUUGAAGGUCUCUUUCCGCCGUGCGGAGGAAACUGCCACGAAAGCCAGGCAGGAGCUGCAGCACGCGCGGCGCCGCGCUGAGGUCGCUGAGGCCAUCGCUGCGCGCUGCGAGGCCGCGAAGGCCGCGGCCUCGGGCAGCAGCCGCUCGCCCUCGGCGUCGCCGCCGGAGGCCUCGCCCAAGCCGAAGGCCCCAAGUCCAGCGUGCAGCGGCUCCACGCCGGGUGGCGCCGCCUUGCCGCGCUCAGCCAAGGCGCGUGCUGUCGCGCCGCGGCGCAACUCGCGGAGCUCCAGGGGGCAAGGCAGUGAAGCCACCUCUGAGGGUGAGAAGGAGUUGCGGCGGGACAGCGAGAAGUUUAGCUACAAUCGCACUCUGGCCAUGUUGAAGUUCUCAGAAAACCGGACAGGUGCCCGGCCGGGCAGUGCCAUGACCAGCGCCACCAGCAGCCUGGCCUCGUUGCACCGCGAUGAGUCCGCGGCGCUGCCAGGGGUGGUUCGUUCCAGCCUGAGCCCUGCCGUUGGAGGUCCGGGCAGCCUGACGCCUCGCGACAAGAAGUCGCGCUUUCUCUUGGCUUAG